AUGACACUCAUCGAAAAAGGCUGCGACAAAUCGUCGUCGAACGAUUUCGUUGGAACAUCGGGUAUUCCACCGCCGCGCAAUGUUUAUACGGUGUCGCCUUCCCUCUCUGAUUCGUCAGACGCUUCUCGACGCCGAUUAUCAUCAACAACAACUCGUCGUUCGUCUUUUCUCAACAGCUUCCGUGAGCUUCUUCAUCCUCGUUCGGGAAGUCUUGGCGAUAAAAUGUUCAAAAAACAAGAUAAUUUGCGUAAAGUGCAAGUUCGCGAGUGCAAUGUCGAUGAAGUUUAUGACUUGCGUCAGGAUAAAAACGAUUUUUACGAUGAUGAGACUGCAUUCCGUCGCCCGAGAUCGAACAGUUCGGACUUUCUCAUUCUUCGCAAAACGUCUCGUCCGUUGUCAGUCAACGUUGUUGGAUUGAUUGAUCAACAAACUGAUCCGUAUCGUCAAUACAUGAAAGUUGUCGAUGUCUACGAGUUGUGUCCGCAGAACUCGCAGGUUCACGCGGUUGAUCACAAACUGUCCGCCCAUCGUGCGUUCAUGAUCCUUCGCGACAAAAAGAUCUCGUCGCUUCUCGUUUGGAAUGCGGAGAAGGAGGAGCUGAACGCGAUUCUCACGCUCACCGAUUUUCUCAUUUACAUGCGCAGCGGAAAAAAGAUCGACGACAAAUGUCUGGUUCGGGACAUUCUUUCGGGCAGCCAACUUGUCGACGUCGGAAUUUCGGCCAAGAUAUUCGACGCUUGCUCGGAACUCCAACAAAACAAAAUGCAUCGUUUGGGAGUUCGCGACGAGCUCGGAAACGUGGUGUUCAUGGUGACUAUCAGAAGAGUGUUGACGGCAAUCCACAAGCAGAACCGCUCGCUCCAUUUUGCUCAAUGGCUCAGCCAUCCGGUUGCUGUUGCGAAUAUUGGCACCUGGGACGAUCUCAAAACGGUUCGCAAGGAUAUGACAAUUAUGGUCGCGAUGGGCGAAAUGAUCGGAUUCCGUUUGUCGACAAUGCCAAUCGUCGACGCGGACGACAAAGUGAUCGGAGUAUUGACGAAGAAGGAUAUCUGCGAGGCGCUUCCACUUGACGUUGAGGAUCCGAAGAAUUGGAUGGAGACGACCACUUUGGAUGACAUUCGUGAUUUUUGCAAACGCGAGAUUUUCAUUUCGUCGAGCCACACAAUUGGAGCCGUUCUUGAUUCCCUUCUCACCGGGCCCUCGAACACCGCAUUCGUUUUGCACAACCAGAUUGCGAUCGGCGCGAUCUCGUUGUCCGACAUUCUGCGCUUCAUGAUGAACCAUCCGAGCGAGGCGCUUCUCGAUAAUGGAAUGCCGACGCCGGAAUCGAAGGAAGGAAGCAGCGAGAGCAUUCGUUCGCCACUUGCGAAAUAA
This is a messenger RNA of Caenorhabditis bovis, 1374 nucleotides long. The record is from the annotation of a GenBank genome assembly. Lineage: Eukaryota; Metazoa; Nematoda; Chromadorea; Rhabditida; Rhabditidae.